AUGGGCGCCGCGGCCGCUGAGGCGCCGCUCCGGCUGCCUGCCGCGCCCCCGCUUGCCUUCUGCUGCUACACGUCGGUGCUGCUGCUCUUUGCCUUCUCUCUGCCCGGGAGCCGCGCGUCCAACCAGCCCCCAGGUGGCGGCGGCGGCGGCGGCGGGGACUGUCCCGGCGGCAAAGGCAAGAGCAUCAACUGCUCAGAAUUAAAUGUGAGGGAGUCUGACGUAAAAGUUUGUGAUGAAUCAUCAUGUAAAUAUGGAGGUGUCUGUAAAGAAGAUGGAGAUGGUUUGAAAUGUGCAUGCCAGUUUCAGCCAGAUAAUGGAUCUGGAUCUGGAGAAGGAGAAGAGGAAGGGUCAGGGGCAGAAGUUCACAGAAAACACUCCAAGUGUGGACCUUGCAAAUAUAAAGCUGAGUGUGACGAAGAUGCGGAAAAUGUUGGGUGUGUAUGUAAUAUAGAUUGCAGUGGAUACAGUUUUAAUCCUGUGUGUGCUUCUGAUGGGAGUUCAUAUAACAAUCCAUGUUUUGUUCGAGAAGCAUCUUGUAUAAAGCAAGAACAAAUAGAUAUAAGGCAUCUUGGCCACUGCACAGAUACUGAUGACACAAGUUUGCUGGGAAAGAAAGAUGAUGGACUACAGUAUCGACCUGAUGUGAAAGAUGCUAGCGAUCAAAGAGAAGAUGUUUAUAUUGGAAACCACAUGCCUUGCCCUGAAAACCUCAAUGGUUACUGCAUCCAUGGAAAGUGUGAAUUCAUCUAUUCUACUCAGAAGGCUUCUUGUAGAUGUGAAUCUGGUUACACUGGACAGCACUGUGAAAAGACGGACUUUAGUAUUCUCUACGUAGUGCCAAGUAGGCAAAAGCUCACUCAUGUUCUUAUUGCAGCAAUUAUUGGAGCUGUACAGAUCGCCAUUAUAGUAGCAAUUGUCAUGUGCAUAACAAGAAAAUGCCCCAAAAACAAUAGAGGACGUCGACAGAAGCAAAACCUAGGUCAUUUUACUUCAGAUACGUCAUCCCGGAUGGUUUAAACUGAUGACUUUUAUAUGUACACUGACCAUGUGAUGUACAUUUAUUAUGUCUUUUUUUAAAGAAUGGAAAUAUUUAUUUCAGAGGCCUUAUUUUUGGACAUUUUUAGUGUAGUACUGUUGGCUCGUAUUUAGAAUAUUCAGCUACAACAGUUUUGGACUGUUGAGUAGUUUUGUUUUAUGUUUUUAAAUACAGAAAUUGAUUUCACAAAUUUGUACCACAUGGUAAUUCUAAGACUUGUUCUUUACCCAUGGAAUGUAAUAUUUUUGCAAAGAUGGACCACUUCACAAAUGGUUAUAAAGUCAUACCCACUUCUUCCACAAUUACCACAGCAAAUGACCAAGCAUGAACUAAAGGUAAAGAUGUUUACAGAUUACUUUUCUUACAAAAAAAAAAAAAAAAACUAGAAGCCACUGUGUUUAAAUAGAUAUUUAAAUGUUUUUGAGAUUUAGUAACUGAUUUUUUUAGACACUGCCUAUCGCAUGAACUAUAAAGCUGUGUGUGUUAGAUGUAAAAUAUUUAUAAAAUGUAUGGAUUGGAAUUUGAUUAUUCCUCUCUUUGACAAAACGUUCUAAUAAUUUGAAAAUGUAUCUGGUAGUAAUGAUGGAACAAAUCCCUGAAAAGUAGAUUUAGUUAGUGUGAAAAUAGGCUGUUUAAUAAACAGAUUGGAAUAAAGCCUACUCUUUAUCAGUUAAACGACUUUAAUACACAUUCAUUUUUAAAGAAAAUAUUUGUUUUAACAUAAAUAAACAAAUUAUGACAGUGUUUGUGAAUAAAAUGCUGAAAUAAUUGUUAAUGAUUGGUGCUCUUAAAGCAAGCUUAAAAAUAAUCUAAGACCUCCAUCCAAAUUUGUCCCGUAGUAAUAGCUGUAUUAAUAGAUUGUUGGUGUUUAAAGAUCUGAAGUGUGAGUAGAAUGUAUUCAACUGUUUAACAUGUAGUUUAGAUAUCCAAAAGUAUGCAUGUAGAAUUUAAAGAAUAUGUUAAAAAUUAAAUAUUAAUUUUAAUAUUUGGUUUGGAAAAGCAUGUUAUAAUAUAAUGUUUUCACUA
Molecule: messenger RNA, 2062 nt
Organism: Otolemur garnettii (small-eared galago)
Lineage: Eukaryota; Metazoa; Chordata; Mammalia; Primates; Galagidae
Gene: TMEFF1
Product: transmembrane protein with EGF like and two follistatin like domains 1
Exons: 10
Coding region: 1-1017 (338 amino acids)
Molecular function (GO): protein binding
Source: RefSeq, a predicted model, not a curated record